Molecule: messenger RNA, 1909 nt
Organism: Ictalurus furcatus (blue catfish)
Lineage: Eukaryota; Metazoa; Chordata; Actinopteri; Siluriformes; Ictaluridae
Gene: lipca
Product: lipase, hepatic a
Exons: 9
Coding region: 61-1584 (507 amino acids)
Biological process (GO): lipid metabolic process
Molecular function (GO): apolipoprotein binding; triacylglycerol lipase activity
Source: RefSeq, a predicted model, not a curated record
UAAGAAGAAACUUGCCAUUAGUUGUUGAAUUAGCAAGCUGUUGCAGUCUGUUGGAGCAGAAUGCAUGUGGUUAAUGUGCUGUCCUUCCUGUUAAUUACCUCAUGCCUGUGUGAUGGGAGAAGAGAAAGAGGAAACAGAGCAGCUCAGGGUUUGUUUGACUCUGUUACAGACAAUGAUUUGGGGUUGAAGAUGAAGACACACUAUAAGUCUAAAUCCAUGUUCAGGAUGUAUACGCAUGGGAAGGAUAUAGAGGAUGCCUGCACUGUAGAGCUCUUCCAAGCCCACACUCUGCAGACCUGUCACUUCAACAGCAGUCACCCACUGGUCAUCAUCAUCCACGGCUGGUCGGUGGAUGGGAUGAUAGAAAGCUGGGUCACUCGGCUGGCUGAUGCACUUAAAAGCACACAGAAGGAUAUCAAUAUCCUGGUCAGUGAUUGGCUGACCUUAGCACAGCAGCACUAUCCCAUUGCUGCUCAAAACACACGGGUGGUGGGGCAGGAGAUUGCCUGGCUGCUCAUGUGGCUUGAGGAUCUCACACAGUGUCCUGUUAGUAAGGCCCAUCUUAUCGGCUACAGUCUGGGUGCUCACAUAGCAGGAUUCGCUGGAACUAACUUAGCCGCAUCAGGGAGGACUCUGGGAAGAAUCACUGGCCUGGACCCUGCAGGCCCACUGUUUGAAGGCAUGUCCUCUACAGACAGACUCUCCCCAGAUGAUGCCAGGUUUGUGGACGCCAUUCACACAUUUACCCAGCAGCACUUGGGGCUCAGUGUGGGCAUCCAUCAACCCGUUGCCCACUACGACUUCUACCCUAACGGAGGAUCAUUUCAGCCCGGGUGCCACCUGCACGUUCAGAACCUGUAUGCCCACCUGUCUCAGUAUGGCCUUCUGGGCUUUCAGCAGACGUUGAAGUGUGCCCACGAGCGAGCUGUGCACCUUUUCAUUGACUCUCUCCUGAACAGAGACAAACAGAUCACGGCCUACAAGUGCAGAGACAACACAGCAUUUAACAAGGGUGUCUGUCUGGACUGCCGCAAAAACCGGUGUAACACUCUCGGCUAUGACAUCAAGAAGGUCCGCACGAGCACCAGCAAGAGCCUGUACCUCAAAACACGCUCGCUUAUGCCAUACAAAUUGUACCACUUUCAGAUCAGGAUCCAGCUCAGCACACGGUUUGAAAAGAUUGAUCCGUCUCUCACCAUCAAACUCACCGGCACUCUUGAGGAGAGCGAAUCCUUGCCAAUCACGCUAGUAAAGGAACUCUCAGGCAACAAGACCUACACUUUCCUGAUCACCCUGGACGCUGACAUCGGAGAUCUGAGGAUGAUGCACGUUGCCUGGGAAGCAGACCCACUGUGGACCAACAUGUGGAGCAAAGUGAAGACCAUAAUCCCAUGGAGUAGGAAGGAAGUUGUGCCACAGAUGACCAUUGGCAGUAUUCGAGUCAAAGCAGGGGAGACACAGCAGAGAACCCAGUUUUGUGCUCGGACAGAAGAUGGGGUGUAUAUCCAGCCCUCUGAGGAGAAGCUGUUUGUUCGCUGUGAUGAAAGGCGGGAAAAGCCGGAGCACAUGAGGUCACAUGGCUGAAGGAAAGCGCAGGGUUUUUGUGCUCACGCACGUGUUGUAACAUCGUAAUGUGAGUAUGUUAAACAACAACAACAACAACAACAACAACACUUGGACUUUAUGAGGUUAAGCGACGCAGAAGAAGCUGAAACCACAGUUACUGUUUUUAAUCCGCUCUUGUCGACUGGUACUCGUCACUUUCCCCUUGUUUUGAAUCCCUGCUGUGAUUUCAAGCCUAGUUCACACUGCACCCACAGACACUCGUAAUAUGGGAUUAGAGUUGUUUCAUUAUUCCAUAUAAAUAGAUUACGAUCCACAAAUAAAUGUAGUCCGAUUUACAAAAAUU